AUGAAUCGAUUUGCUCAUAAGUACUUUAACAACACAAUUCUCGUAUAAAUUGUUUAAUUAUUAAUAAUAAUGAAGACAUUACUAUAUCAAGUAGUACAGAUAAGACUAUUAAGUUUUGGACGAAACAAGAUGAAUGGAUUGGUCGAUUAGCAAUAACAGACAAUAAGGUUUAGGUUAAUUUUCAUUGAUCAAUUAAUCUUAGUAAUUGAGCAUUCAGAACAAUAUAAAUAGUGGAUGGCAAUAUAAACAAUUCAAGUUGAUUGCGUAGGAUUGAGAUUAUGUUUUAUCAACAAUAAUCUUUUCACAUUUCGAACUUUCAAAGCCAAUUUGAUGUACAAAUUGAAAUUUCAAAAUUAAAUCUCAGAAUCAGAUAACAACAAGAUGAGAUACUAAGUUUACAAAGUAACUAAAAUAUACAUAAUACUUAAAUUAUACUUGGAUAAAGAGUAGUUGACUAAAACUAAACAUAUUGCUGUAAAUCAAAGUGAGCAGGGUUUUAUAUUCUUCCCAUAAUAAUAUAUUAAAUCAAAUGAUUCACACUUAAGCAACGCGAUAAGCAUAUCAUUGAGUAAACUAUUCAAAUUGGUAGUAAUAUGUUAUUUGGGUACAUGA
Molecule: messenger RNA, 612 nt
Organism: Paramecium octaurelia
Lineage: Eukaryota; Ciliophora; Oligohymenophorea; Peniculida; Parameciidae
Source: the annotation of a GenBank genome assembly